Messenger RNA from Acanthopagrus latus (yellowfin seabream), 6386 nucleotides. Its product is annotated as lysophosphatidylcholine acyltransferase 1. The transcript is spliced from 14 exons. The record is from RefSeq and is a predicted model, not a curated record. The coding region runs from base 36 to 1670 and encodes 544 amino acids. NCBI's taxonomy places the organism in Eukaryota, Metazoa, Chordata, Actinopteri, Spariformes, Sparidae. Gene Ontology annotation, molecular function: calcium ion binding.
AGCUGCAAUCUCGACGGACGUUACUUCUUGUGAGGAUGAGGCUGCCGACGAACAGACAGUGUGCGAUGGAAGGAGAUGGGAAGAAGAUGGACCAAGCUCCUCCGUUCAGGAACCCUUUUGUGCACGUCUUGAAAUUCUCCCCUCUGGAAAAGGCAAAGAUCGCAUUAAUGACAGUCACACUGUUCCCCAUCCGGCUGCUCAUGGCAGCAUUCAUGAUGCUGCUUGCUUGGCCUUUUGCCUUUCUGGCCUCAGUAGGGCGCUCGGAGACCACUGUUGAACCCCAGUGCCUCUGGAGGAGACUGGUGGACAUAAUUCUGAAGGUCAUCAUGCGGGUCAUGUGGUUUGCGGGUGGUUUCCAUUGGAUGACGGUGAAAGGGCGAAGGGCACUGCCUGCAGAAGCACCCAUCCUCACGCUGGCACCCCACUCUUCAUACUUUGAUGCCAUCCCAGUUACUAUGACAAUGGCCUCAAUUGUCAUGAAGGCAGAGAGCAAGGAUAUACCUCUCUGGGGCACUUUGAUUAAGUACAUCAGGCCAGUGUUUGUAUCACGGUCAGAUCAGGACUCCAGAAAGAAGACUGUGGAGGAGAUUAGGCGCAGAGCUCACUCCGGAGGAGAAUGGCCUCAGAUCAUGAUUUUUCCAGAGGGAACAUGCACCAAUAGAUCCUGCUUAAUCACCUUUAAGCCAGGGGCCUUCAUCCCAGCUGUACCAGUGCAACCUGUGGUGAUUCGUUACCCUAAUAAACUGGACACAAUCACAUGGACAUGGCAAGGACCUGGAGCGUUUGAAAUCUUGUGGCUGACACUCUGCCAGUUGCACAACGAGUUUGUGAUCGAGUUCCUUCCGAUCUACACGCCCUCAGAGGAGGAGAAAAGGAAUCCAGCUCUCUUUGCCAUCAAUGUGAGGCGUAUCAUGGCCAAAGCCCUGGGGGUACCCAUCACAGACUAUUCAUUUGAAGACUGCCAGCUGGCCAUGGCAGAAGGCCAGCUCAGACUGCCAGUCGACACCUGUCUGCUGGAGUAUGCCAAGCUCGUCAGGAGACUGGGGUUGAAACCCAAGAACACUGAGAAGGUUCUGCAGGAGUACGGGAACAGAGCCAGGAAGCUGGAGGGACAGAAACUGGGCUUGGACGACUUUGCCCAGUUCCUCGAUGUGCCAGUGUCAGACAUGCUGCGAGACAUGUUCGCGCUUUUUGACGAGCAUGACGAUAACUGCAUGGAUAUCAGAGAAUACGUGAUAGCCUUAUCUGUCGUAUGCAGACCUGCCAAAACUCUGGAAACGAUGAAAUUGGCCUUCAAGAUGUUUGAGGCCGAGGAGGACGGUGCCAUCACAGAAAUGGAGUUGGCAGUUAUCCUAAAGACGGCUUUAGGAGUGAAUCACCUCAGCGUGUCGCGUCUGUUUACUGCCAUCGACGCGGAAGACACAGGGAAGAUCACAUUUGACAAGUUCAGAAUCUUUGUGGAGCAGCACCCAGACUUUGCUGAGGACUACCUGUACACAGAAAACGCAGGGUUGCACAGUGGGCCCUGCCGCCGUCACCAAACAAAGCCCAGCCUGUCUUCCCUGAACCUGCAAGGCACUGCCGCCACCAAAACAGCUAACGGUAUCUGCCCCGACUUCAGCCCCAACGACCACGGCACAAUAGAUGGACUCCACAAGAAACAUAACUAGAGCGGUUUUAAUUUGACACCUCUCCUGGUGAGAGGGUGUUAUGUGUGGGGAAAGGGGGGUGGGCAGAGGAGAUAGUUACUUGUGUUAACAGUAAGGGACUAUAUUUCAGUAACCACAAUGAUUAAAUGAAGAAGUUUACCCUUUUUUAAUUAGUACUGUGUCCAUGAAAAUCGCUGAGGUUAUUUUCAGCCUAGUAACAGUUUAUUUUGUUAUAAAUUUCUUCUUUUUUUUAUGCUUUCAGAGCAAAAUGCCAAACAAUGGCUGUCACAUAUACAAUUCUUGAAUACUUGAAGGGCAAGCACUUAUACAAAUUCCUGGGGCAAAUGUUUCGUCCUCUUUUUUUUUUUUUUUCCUUUUCCCUCCAACAUAGUGCCAACUGUGCAUGUUUUUAACAUGAGGGAAGCAGGAAAAAAAAAAGAAAACACAAGCCCUGGACAGUGAAGUCUCAUUUUUAGUGGAGUCAGUGUUGGGUUCUCUUUUUAUUUGUAACUGUUAUCUAUUUCCUCUCUUUAUUGGCUGCCUUUUUAACUGAAAGUGCAGAAUGCAUGGGCUCAUGUUAUUUUGAGCAGUGCUGUGGAUUAUUCAUCUAAAGAAGGGAGACCCGAGGUUACCAGUGACAAUAGUGCUACAGGAGCCACAUUUGAGGUGAACUUGGGUCUCUGUGAGUCAACGGUCAUAAUUGCUAUGAGCCUGAUACAUAUAUAUAUAAAUAUAUAAAUAUACAAUGAUAUAUUUGAUUUAGCUCAGGGUUCAGUGACAAAAAUGAAAAAUUUACCUUGUAUGAUGUCAUCAUUUUUGACGCUCACUGGGUUACGCGCAUGUCUUUAUUUUCUUAGGACAUCAGUACUCUUCUACCCAGUCAUUCUUCAUUCACUGCUUCACCCAUUUUAAUUGUUUCAGGUUGGCAAAUUCAAGUGUCUUCUUUUAUUGUUGAAAUUACACAAUGUGGACCAAAAAUGCAUCUGGUGAUAUAAUGUCACCUGUCACGUUUGUUCUGUACUUUGUUUAACUCGGUGGUGUGACGGCUGAAAGGGGAGGGAAGUUCACAACGUGUGGCCGUUGAAAGCACAUUUAGGUAGGUUGCUAUGUUCGGUGUUCUAGAGGCAAGGUCAUACUGCUCCCCUUUCUGCCUUACACUGCGACAUUUCAAUCAUUCCUACCCUUUUCAAUACAUUGUACCUCAGUCUGUCUGAACCUCAUGUUUUUGAAGGGUAAAUCCUCCGAUUUUAUACAUUAAAGUAUGUUGGGGAGUACUACUACAUAUGUGAUGAAGACUAGUAUAAAACCCUUUGUCUCUCCAGUGGAAGCUGCAUAUCUGAUAAACUCCAUUCCACUGAUGUCACUUAUUGGUUAAGUUGCAUUGUGGGUUUUGAAAAGCAGUCCAUUGGUCUAGCAUUGCACUCUUAUAACACCAUUUGAUCAUUUGUUUUAAAACUACUCAUAAUAAGGUCAAGUCUAUACAGCAGAUUCCACACAUUCUCCUUCCUUUUCAAAACCUGGCACCUACAUUACCCACAAUGCAAUUCAGCCAAUGGCUGAUAUCAUCGGAGGCAUUUAAUAGAUUAUAUGCAGCUUCCUCUGGAGCCACAAAAAGCUUUGGAGAACUUGUUUUCUCUUAUGCAGUUGUACUUCCCAAUACCUGUAAACACACUUUGAGUGGAGUCACCCUUUAAUGACACACCAGUAAAUUGUUACCUCCAUGCUAUGUUUUGAAUGUGCGUGGAUGGACCCUGUGUGUUGUUUUUAUUCGCCAGUCCAAACACAUCUACAUCAAGUCUCAUUUCAGAGACCAGAAUUGGAAUUGGAAAAUAUCCACCUGUGCUGGUAUUUAUGCAUUGUUUUAAAGUUUUAGCAAAUGGUGGUCUAAUUAGCACAAAGAUAUUUGGCACUGAAUGUGAUUUAAUAUUUCUCUGUACCCUGACAUGUAGUCUGUGGCCAGACAAUGUGUGUAUAAUCACAGGCAGGAUGGGCCUGUCCUUUCCAAUUGGAAUUAAAAUGAAGGAAUAUUUAUAGGUGCAGUAUGUAAGAUUUUUAGUUGAAAAACAUUUAGAAAUUAACCAAAAUGAUUAACCAAAUGUGAAGUAACAGUUUAGACGUCAUAACAACUAUGUAUUGUGUUGCAGAUAUAUCUGCUGGAGUUAAGAUGCUAACCGGCUACCCCCAACCUGUCCUGGUCCCUGUGCUAGCAGUCCAAACUCCCACACUUAGCCAGUGCUCCAAGUAUGAAAUCAACAGGUGGCCAGUUCUUACAUAUUGCACCUUAAGAUCACAAAUUUUAAGAUUUUAAAGACUAAUGUUCAUCGGUCUUUAGUGGCCUUUAAAUUAUUGACAGUAACCUUGAUUUAUACUAGAAAGUUCUAAUAAGACCUAUUUUGUAAUUUGUUCUGUUGUGGGUUUUUUUAUGUGUGCGUUUGUAAUUCCAGAUAAAGUUAAUCGAUUUAAAAACAAUCAACUUUUUCAAUCAGCUCAUUUCAAUCAUUCGCCAGCAGUGAAUUGGCCGGUUUUCAUCGUCUUUAUGUCUAAAAGCACACAAAAAAAAACAAAAUGAAAUUUAGACUCUGCUGCAACUUUGCUCUGAACGCACAGUGCUUUACAUCAUGUCAUUUUCAUUUUAUAGAGCGAGUCAUUCUUAAAGGGAAUACCUCUGACACACAUGAGAAUGAAUUUUGUAGCCAGCUGUACUUGGAUCUGUGAAUUUGUCCUUUUUUUUGUUUGUUUUUCCUUUUUUAUUCUGCAAGUCCAUCGAGUUGAUCAGCCUCACAUUCCCACCACGUUCACGACCAUGCAUACUGUUCAUGUAUCCUCUCCAGUUAUGGCUUUCAGUGAAGCAAUAUUUCACAUCUCUUAAGCCUUCUCAAGAUUUAUGCUUUCGAAGAGUUCUGAUAUGUAUUUUGAAUAUUCCAAAUGCAGGACAUUUUGUGAAUUUUUGAUAUACGUAUAUGAAUGAUUUUUAUUUUCACUGCCAUGACAAAGAUCUGUGAUCUUCUCUCCUCUGCAGAUUGUAUAUCGAUGGUGAAAAAUGAGCCACUUUCUGUUUUCCCUUUUGUAUAAUACUGCGAUUGUUUUUGUGCUGUAUUCCUCCUACACAGUGUAAAGUUUUAUUGUUGUUAUAUUAUUACUAUUAUUGCUGAGUUGACUGCUUAGAAAACAAAAAUGCAGAUUUCUUAUGGAAACCGAUAGCCUUGAAUCUAUAGAAUUUUUACGCUAAAAAAAAAUAAAAGAGAAUGUAUAGACAAUCUUGUCACAAUCAGAAGCUACUCAAAGCGCUGAUCUCCAGUGGACAUUUUCCGAAGAAAUCUUAGUUUUCAAAUGUACACUUUUUAUCCCGUUUGAGCCCCUUUUCUCCAUUGACUUUUUUAUGUUUUAUGUCCAAGUCGUGUAAGUGUUGAAAAUGUCGAGUGUGUGAGUACGCCGGGCCUCGAGGUGAUGUCUUCCACCACAUGACGGGCCGCACGGCACAAACACUCCAAACUGCACACGCGCACAAAUAUUAGAUGUGAAAUCACAAUCUUUAGUAUUCCCCCCCACCACCACUGCUUUUUAAAUUACAUGUAUUUGUGCUUGCACUUUAGAUUAUUUUCUUUCUUUUUUUAAAGAAAUAUCACAUGGCUGUGAAGCAUGUUAAGUCUGUAGGUUAAAGUAUUGUAGCUCAAUUAAUGUUCAUAUGAGCAGUUUUUGCUCUCAUAUGUUUGCUGCAAUAAUGGGAGCACAGAGGAAAUUAGGGAUCACUCAUUAAAGGAAGCUGAACCCUUGCCCUGUAUUUGUUAUACCACUGUAAGAAAGGAGUUCAGUUAGUUUAAGCCCACCUUUUAGACCUACAUUUCUGCUUUGUCUCAGGAUUGUGGAUGUUUUGUAGCUUGAAAUGACUUUGUAAACUCGUAGGACUUGGCAACAACGUACAGAUUUGAAUGACUAAAAAAAAAACCUGUUUGCACCGUGGAAUGGAUUAAGUAUUAAAUGUACUCUGAAAUGAUGUGAUUUUACAACAGGUGGUUAAUUAUACAACUCACUCUGUUAUGUAUGAGGGAAACACUGUUUUUGUACAUACUGUCAGCGGGAAAUCAGAUUGAUAUUCAAGACCUGACCGGGAAUGAAACGUAUCGAGCCACAGUGUAACCCCCCCUUUCUGCAGUUUUGUCAGUUUAUUUCAGACAAAUUUACAUUGAACGUCCAAAUGAUGAUGUUUUUAUUUCAUCAGCAAGUCAAAUAUGUACAUUUAUAUAUAUACUCAACUUUUACAUUCAGAACAAUUCCGCAUUGGGGCUGUAUGAACAUACUGGGUCUUUUUUCACACCUGUUUCCCUUUUCUUUCAAAUACCUCAGUAGAGGUCGGUCUAAUUUUUUUCUACUUGCUGUCAAUCUGAGAAAAAUGUAAACCUGCAAGAGAUAAACUUGUAUUUAUGCUACUGCUGCCUGCUUACCACAGUUCGUCCAGCGCUGAGCCUAAGACGAAAGACUUGUGUACUCCGACAGGAGCGAUAGUGUCUUUCUGAUGGCUCACUGUCCGUGGACCAAGAAACUGAAACUCUCUGUUUUCUCUGUGGCUUUACUUCCUGUCUUUUUCUAUACUCAACAGGUUUUAUUUUAUUAAUGCAUUUUGAUGAUGAAGAGUCAUUACUGCAAGCUACUUUGAAUUUGUCUGUUCAGGACUGCUAUGAUAUAACUUGUUAAUGUGACUCUUGGAUUGAAUUAAAAAAAGAAAAGUUAACAAACUGG